This is a messenger RNA of Meira miltonrushii, 1005 nucleotides long. RefSeq lists its product as uncharacterized. The transcript has 2 exons. Gene Ontology annotation, biological process: chromatin remodeling. Lineage: Eukaryota; Fungi; Basidiomycota; Exobasidiomycetes; Exobasidiales; Brachybasidiaceae. Gene Ontology annotation, cellular component: cytoplasm. The annotation marks the transcript as partial. The record is from RefSeq and is a predicted model, not a curated record.
AGGUCUGCAGCCGCACCCAUCUCACGGCAGCAGCGAAGAAAGAGAGCAAUUCGAUAUGCACGUACGAGAGAUGCAUUCUUACUGGACAUUCUCAGCGAGGCAGCUUUGAUUCUUGGCUCAAGUCUCAAAUCAAGCUUGGUUCACACAUUAUACCCAACAAUUUGCGCUGUUGCCUCUUCUGAUCCUUCAACCCAAGAAGCAGCAUCAAAUGCGAUUCAAAAGAUCUCUCACGCUGCAGGAUAUGCUAGUAUUGAAGGCUGCCUACUAGAUCAUGCUGACUAUAUUUUGGGCGCUGCUAGUCACCGUCUGAUAUCCACUCUAGGCGAAGAAAUGCAUUUUCGAACGCUCACGUUGAAGAACGAGAAAGAAGAGGAAGUAUACACUCCUUUGAUGAGUGCUUUAUCUGCUCCACUUGUAUUAGUCGAGCUUAUUCGUUCUCUCGGUACGGAAGUAGUGGUAUUGGUGGAAGAUGCGAUCGAUGAAGUGUUGGAUGCAAUCGAUCGUUUUCAUGCAGAUCCAAAUAUCUGUGACGGCUUGCUUUCGGUCCUGGACAGAAUGCUUGAAGUGAUGUUGAGCAAGGCAACGGAAGAAAUACCUCUGCAGUUGCCAAGCCCAGAUCGUGGCUACCAACCCAACAAAGAGAAAGAUUUGGAAGAUUUCAAAAAGUGGUAUUCUCAACAGAGUCAAAGAAGCGAGGAUGAUACGGAAACAUUGUUCAACAACCUUGAAUCGUCUGGAGAACAAGAGUCUGCCGAGAAAGAAGAUCUAUCAGACCCAGCGCAAGAGGAAACACCAGCAGGACGAAGUCAGAAAGUCACAGUCUCCAUGAUGAAAAAGGCUAUUCCAUUCUUGAGUCAUUCCUCACGUACAAUUCGAAUGCGGUGUUUGCGUUUGAUCAACAGAGGGGUAGAGCUUUUAUGUCGGCAAGGCUUAACUGCAGAGCCUUUGUCGGUCGUCAACUCCUGCUGGCCAAUCGUGAUGAGCAGGUUAGGAUUUAAUCUUUCA